CGCAGGACUAAUCUUUGCCAGGAUACAAAUUGACAUGUCAAUAGCAUUAAACUCAUCGUAGUCAAUGCACUACUACAUAGUUACAUCUUGUCAUUGCGACGCAGGAGGCUUGGGGUAAAAGUUUGAGUGAUUGGGCAGAGCAGCAACCGACGUCGGUACAGCUCACAAGGCACGCAAUAUGUCUCACCCGUUACACAAUAUAAAUGAGGGACAGCCUGAUCCCUAUUUGGUAUACUUCUGCAUGCCUUGGUUGGAGGCCAAGUAAACAAACAAAUUGAAGACCCAAACUCAUCGUUGGUCAAUUAUCAACAAAGAAUAAAAAGAAGAUGCAAACGAGGGCGUUAUACACUCUCUUGGCCCUCAGCCUUGGAGUUGGCCUCGCUUCAGCUUGGGAUCAGGCGCCCGCUCUCCCCGGCAGAGGCGCUCCCAUUUCCGGCUCGGAUCGUAUCUACACUGGCGAUCAGUCUUCCAAUACCAUCACCGUCAUCAAGCCCAGCUCAGGUGAAAUCCUGGGCACCAUCAGCUUGGGCGACCUCCGGCUGGGCAACAACCUCAACCCGCAGUAUGUCAAAGUUGUGGGCUCCCACGGGCUCGGCUUCUCUCCCGAUGGCAAGCUGAUUGUAUCGCUGGCCGUGACGAGCAACACUGUGACGGUGUUCCGCACAGAAGACAACUCGGUGGUUUCGCAGUCGUUUGUGGACCGCAACGCUCACGAGGCCUUUUUCCAGCACGACAAUCGGCACAUCUGGGUGGGCACACGCGGCGUCGACCGCAUCGACAUCGUCGACGGCCUCAAGGGCGGCGUGGUUGGCUACGUCGAGUCGUACGGCGGGCCGAGCAAAGUCGUCUUCAGCCCCGAUGGCAAGACGGCGUACGCGAACCACAUCCGGUCGCCGUCGCUGUCCGUCAUCGACGUUGCGCAGCGCCGCGUCGUCGCCAACAUCACCGGCCUUGCCGCUGUUUUUUCGUCGGACAUGAUGAUCUCGCCCGACGGGCAGCGCCUCUGGGCCGCGCACAAGAUGGCUGGCAAGGUCUCGGUCAUCGACCUCGCCGCGCAAAGGGUGAUUGGCGUGCUGGACACGGGGGCCGAGACCAACCACGCGCAGUUUGCCGUCAUCAACAACACCAUGCACGGGUUUGUGACCGUUGCGGCAACCAACGAGACCAAGAUGUACUCGCAGCCGCAUGCGAGCGAGAUGCCCGUCUAUCUGGGCGCCAUCCCUGCCAGCGGCGUCGAGCCUCACGGUCUGUGGCCCAGCGCGGACAACACCCGCCUGUAUGUCGUCAACGAGCACUCCGACACGGUAGACUUCAUCGACUUGACGGCCAGCCCGCCCAAGGUCGUCAAGACGGUCAACGUCGGCCAAGAGGGCCAGGCGCUCAUCUACGUCUCCGGGGCCGUCUCCAGCGCCAGCAACGGCACGCAGAAUCUCGGCAAGCAGGGCCUCUUUGACAAGCCCGCGCUCAACAAGCUGCUUACUGAAGCCAAGCCUUCCAACGCUCAGUCCAACCGCAGCCCGCCACCGACAGGCCUCGUCACGGUGAGGCCCGAGUCUGGGCUGGACAUGCUGCAGGUGAUUGGACGCAAUCUGAGGCUCAACACGACAUACACCGUUUCGGCCAAGGUUUCGAACUCGCUGAUUCCAUUGGUGGAUUUCAACGCGACGGCGCCGACGGGCCCUGGGUGCGGGACGGCGCCGCAGGUGUUGGCAUUUCUCAAGUUUAUCGGCGUGUACGAUAUUGACAAGUUGGUGUUGACAUCCAAGGCGGAUUGAGUGAGGGAGACGCUUGCGAAGGGGGUGUGUUGUAUUCGCCUGUAUAUAAAUAGCUGGUACGAGUAUACCGAUGAAAAUGAAUAUAUUUUUUUCUUCAAAUCAAAUAAUAUUCGAUGAUUGAAAUGCCGUUGCCGUAGAGUUGAAGCUGAA
Messenger RNA from Trichoderma asperellum CBS 433.97, 1925 nucleotides. RefSeq lists its product as uncharacterized. Gene Ontology annotation, molecular function: protein binding. NCBI's taxonomy places the organism in Eukaryota, Fungi, Ascomycota, Sordariomycetes, Hypocreales, Hypocreaceae. The record is from RefSeq and is a predicted model, not a curated record.